Messenger RNA from Gongylonema pulchrum, 870 nucleotides. NCBI's taxonomy places the organism in Eukaryota, Metazoa, Nematoda, Chromadorea, Rhabditida, Gongylonematidae. The record is from the annotation of a GenBank genome assembly.
AUGAUUUUGCAGAUAAAGCAUCGAGCCGAACUUUUCUUCAUCAACACAGAUCCAGUUCUGGAGUACAGCACCGCUCUACCGCCGCAUGUUAUUCCUGUGGGUGGUCUCCAUAUUGACGAUGCUAAGCCAUUAUUCCAUCCGUGGAAUGAAACAAUCGAGGCGGCAACAAAAGGAAAUAUUAUUGUAUCGUUGGGCAAUCUCGCAAACCCAGCCGGAAUGAAACCGAAGCAGGCUCGGUCAAUGUUGAAAGCUUUGUCACGUUUAAGCGAUUACCAUAUUUACUGGUCAGUUGGACCGAAGCUUCGUCUAUCAGAUAUCAACGAGAAAGACGUUCCCAAACAUAUCAGCCUUAUGGCCUAUGUACCUCAAAACGAUUUACUCGCUCAGAAGAGAACGCGCCUGCUAAUAACAAAUGGAGGCAUAAGCAGUAUUUUGGAAGCACUGACCCAUGGCGUGCCCAUCGUUGGAAUACCGUUGUUUGGAGCAAAUAAGCACAACCUCAACAAAGUUGUCCAUAAGGGAUUCGGAGUGCUGGUCGAGAAACAUCAGCUUACGGAAGAAACCUUAUUCAGUGCUAUCAAAGAAAUACUUAACAAUCCUUGGUAUGAAAAGCGCGCCAAAAGCAUCAAGAAAUUAUGGCAGCACUCAAAGCGAACACGUCUAGCGGAUGCUAUUCGGUGGAUUGAAUAUGUUGCAGGGAAGCAUGCAUCGAAGCUCAGCAAAUCAAUGGUACCAAACCGGUCUCUAGUACAUCUCACAAACAUUGAUGUUUUUGGCAUUUCAGUGCUACUUUUAAUAUUUCCGUUGUUUUUUUCCUAUACAGCCUUUCUGGUAAUUCAUUUUAAGAGAUUACAGUGUGGUAAAAAAUGA